Callorhinchus milii (elephant shark) is the source of this 5252-nucleotide messenger RNA. It is a transcript of the gene snap91a, whose product is annotated as synaptosome associated protein 91a. The coding region runs from base 46 to 2808 and encodes 920 amino acids. Gene Ontology annotation, cellular component: clathrin-coated vesicle; synaptic vesicle; extrinsic component of presynaptic endocytic zone membrane. The transcript has 30 exons. Gene Ontology annotation, biological process: clathrin-dependent endocytosis; synaptic vesicle budding from presynaptic endocytic zone membrane; clathrin coat assembly. Gene Ontology annotation, molecular function: clathrin heavy chain binding; phosphatidylinositol-4,5-bisphosphate binding; SNARE binding. NCBI's taxonomy places the organism in Eukaryota, Metazoa, Chordata, Chondrichthyes, Chimaeriformes, Callorhinchidae. The record is from RefSeq and is a predicted model, not a curated record.
AAGAGGGAAAAGAAGAAGGAGAAGGAGAAGAAGAAGGAGCAGAAGAUGUCGGGCCAGAGCAUCACAGACCGUAUCGCGGCCGCUCAGUACAGUGUGACCGGGUCGGCUGUGGCCAGAGCCGUCUGCAAAGCCACGACCCACGAGGUGAUGGGACCCAAGAAAAAACACCUGGACUAUCUGAUACAAGCUACAAAUGAGACAAAUGUUAAUAUACCUCUGAUGGCCGACACACUGUUUGAGAGAGCGACAAAUAGCAGCUGGGUAGUGGUGUUUAAGGCUCUGGUUACCACACAUCACUUGAUGGUCCAUGGCAAUGAGAGAUUUAUUCAGUACCUGGCUUCUAGGAAUACAUUGUUCAACCUCAGCAAUUUCUUAGAUAAAAGUGGAACACAUGGUUAUGAUAUGUCUACAUUCAUUAGACGAUACAGCAGAUAUUUAAAUGAAAAGGCAUAUUCGUAUAGACAGAUGGCAUUUGACUUUGCGAGAGUCAAGAAGGGGGUUGAUGGUGUCAUGAGAACUAUGGCUCCAGAUAAAUUGUUGAAAGGCAUGCAGAUAUUUCAAGGACAUUUGGAUGCACUACUGGAGUUUGAUGUAAACCCAGGUGAAUUGACAAAUGGAGUAAUAAAUGCUGCUUUCAUGCUACUUUUCAAAGACCUAAUCAAACUAUUUGCCUGUUACAAUGAUGGAAUCAUUAAUUUAUUAGAAAAAUAUUUUGAAAUGAAGAAAGGACAGUGUAAAGAAGCUCUAGAAAUUUAUAAAAAAUUCCUCACAAGAAUGACCAGAGUUUCUGAAUUUCUUGUAGUUGCUGAACGAGUAGGAAUUGAGAAAGGUGACAUUCCUGACCUCACACAGGCUCCCAGCAGUCUCCUUGAAGCUCUUGAACAACAUUUGAACACACUGGAAGGGAAGAAAGGUGGCAAUAGUGAAGGAACUGGAACGCCAGUGAAUCAGGGCUCUCCAGACAACAUGUCUCCAAAUUCCACUCCUGGAAAAAGUGUUGAUGGAGCAUCAGCAGUUGAUCUCUUCUCCUCCCCAUCUUCUGCAGCUCCAAUAAAUGCAUCCAAAUUAUCCAGUGACCUUCUCGAUCUACAACCAGACUUUACCGCUACAGUGCAAUCGACAGUUGCUGCUAAUCCACCAGCCAGUGCUUGGGGAGAUCUCUUGGGCGAAGAUUCUCUGGCUUCUGCCCUUCCUAAUGCCUCUGAGGCACCACCUACUGAUUUGUUUGCAACAGAGGUUUCCCUGACAACUCCUUCCACAACUGCUGAUGCCAUUGCUCCUACACCUACACCUCCUGCUGUUACGUCAACUACCACUGAUCUGGAUCUGUUCGGAGAUGCAUUUGCAACUUCUCCUAGUGAAGAGUCAGCAACGCUUGAAGGGGCAGGAGCACCAGCAGCAGCACUCCCUGCAGCAGCAGCACUUGAUGCAUGUGCUGGAACUGACCCCUUUGCCCCAUCUGAAGGUAGUGCAGAGGCUGCUCCUGAACUGGACCUUUUUGCUAUGAAGCCUGCUGAGGCCAGCGUUCCUGCAACUAUCCCAGCAACCACUGCAGUUACCAGUACAGCUACCAGUCCAGCUACCAGUGCAACAACCAGUGCAAUGACCAGUGCCAUUACCAGUGCAACUACUAGUGUGACUACUACUGCUACUGUUACUGUUACUGCGACUGCUACUGCUACCACCACUGUUACUGCGACUGCUACUGCUACUACCACUACAACUGCUGCUACCACCACUGUCACCACCACUGCACCAGUUCUUGAUAUUUUUGGUGAUUUAUUUGAUUCCGUUCAAGAACAAAAUGCGUCUACAACUCCAAAACCAGACGCAGCUUCUUGUAUAGACCUGUUUGCCUCAGAUACUUUUUCAACCCCAUCUCGUGGGGCUUCUCCUCUGCCUGAGAGUAGUCUCACUGGUGAUCUGUUAUCUGUUGAUGCUUUUGUAGCACCGCCACCUACAAUCAGUGCCUCUCCUGCUAAAUCAGAACCUUCAGCGGUACUUGAUCUGUUUGGUGAUGCUUUUGGCAGUUCAGCUGCCGAGCCUCAAUCUUCCACCCAGGCUGUUUCCAGUUCAUCUGCUUCAUCGGCGGAUCUGUUAGCUGGCUUUGGAAAUGCAUUUAUGGCAUCACCUGCUGCACCUUUGCCUGCAGUUCAAAACAAUGUUUUGCAGCCCAACUUUGAAGCAGCAUUUGGUAUGACAACCACAGGCGGGACUUUUGAUGCAUCAGUUUUUGAUGGAUUAGGUGAUCUUCUUAUGCCCACUAUGGCAGCACAGGGUCAAGCAAUGCCUUCCGGGAUGCCAACAGUUGCUGGAAUGCAAUCAUCAGCAAAAGGCCUUGGAGGUGACCUGGAUUCCUCUCUUGCAAAUCUUGUAGGAAAUCUGGGUAUUACUCCUGCUCCAGGAAAGAAGAGUGACCUUCAGUGGAACGCUUCUGAAAAGAAAUUGACAGGAGGAGCCAACUGGCAACCUAAGGUUGCCCCAACUACAGCUUGGUCAGCAGGUGUUCCACCCACCACUCAAAUGAAUGGUUGGCCAAUCCCGGGUUAUGGAGCUGCUCCUCCUGUUGGCCCUCCACCCACUGCUCAGCCUGUCCCUGGAUUUGGGAUGCCGCCCCCAGGUGCAGGUGUGUCCAUGAUGCCUCAGCAGCCAAUGAUGUACUCUCAACCCAUGAUGAGACCACCGUUUGGAGCUGGAGCCGUACCUGGAGCUCCGCUCUCCCCAAGUCCAACGCCUGCCACUCAGAGCCCCAAGAAACCACCAACAAAGGACCCUCUAGCAGAUCUAAACAUCAAGGAUUUCUUGUAAACAUAAAAAGCUGCAGUUCAUGCGAUAAUGGGACCCCUGAAGAUUACACAGUUAAAAACUCAAUACUUCAAGCAAGCCACCAGUUAUGUUUCAGUGCUUAUUCAGACUUCCAUAUUGUAAAAGGUGUAGCACAACUGUGAACGUAAAUCUUAGAAAUGUGUACUUUUUGGUGUUAAAGCCCUAAAUUAUCAGAAGUCGUGUAUUUUGGAUUAAGUGUUUUGCAACUUGAAAGGUGGGUGUAUGUUACUGAUGCCUUUUAGUGCUUCUCUGUACCUAGCUGGAAUGCUUAGGUUGCAGAUUUGCAGCUGUUGUGUGAUGAACCAUUUGGAGUAACGUGUUUGUAUUUUUGAAAGUGCAAAUGUAUAUAAUUUAAUUGCAGAGCCUAGGAUGUCACGUCCGUUCUGUAUACCUGUUACAAGCUUAUAAUCCUCAUUCUGAUAGCAAUUUGCAUAUACAUUAAUGUGCUCUGCAUCCUUUAAAUCUUCCAAGUCUGAGGUUUUGUUGUCUGAAACAAUUCCCACGUGCAAAUUGGGUUAAACUUUCUAUAAGACCUAUUUUGUAAGGAAAGGUUUUUUUGUGCAUUAUGUUCAGAAUUAUUUAUAAUUCUUUAAAGUAAUAUAAAAUUUGAUGUGUUAAGCUUCCAUAGUCUGCACUCAUCUUGGCAUAAGGAGGUAUUAUUUGACAAAUGAUAUGCUAAGACAAAUAUUAUCUAAACAGAUUGCAUAUUUAUAUCUAUACGUAUGUUAAAAUGUCAUAUUUAAUUUCCUUUAAGUUACAUAUUAUAUUCUUUCUCGAUGAACCAGCACUAAAAUAUUGAAGAGACGCAGUAUGAAGGUUCUUACUUUGGCAAAGACAAUAGUGGAUUAAGAUUCUCAGGUGUCUCUUCAUUAAAGGGAUUACAAGCUCGUUCAAAAGCACUUUUUCUGCCCAAUAUCAGCUGUUUCAUGUCAGGGUUUGGAUUCCCAUAAAAGCAGCAUAUCUUAACUUACUUUUAAAUGUUUAUUUUAAAGGUCGUACUUUUAGCAGAAGAACAUUGUUGUCUGUAAGUUUUUAUAUUGUGAAUGGGUAGUCUCAAACCUUUACCCAGAAACACAUCCGCAUUUUUUCCACCUUAAAAAUUACAUUUACUGUGUGAUUCCCAGGGAAGUUUCACGUUGUUUGCGUAAACUGCUUGGCAGAUGGUGUCAGCAUCUACAGAAGAGUUCACUGUUGAUCAGUGGUAUUAGUGUUCUCAGGCAUGGCAGCUGUUUUGUAAAAAGGCUAUGCAGUUUGAAGAUGUUUCACUUCUGUCUCUUCAAAUCUAUCAGUAUAUCUAUAUAUUGUACCAUUCCAAGUAAAUGUAUCUGCAAUUAAUGUGGGGAAAUACAUUACAUUUAAACUAUUACCCUUUUUAUUUAAAUUUGUUUGAUUUUCUGUUAAUGAUCCAGUGCAUGUACGCCCUUUGAGAUGCAAUAAAUCCGUUGAACAUAGUAAACAUACAAAAAUGUUUCUGCUAAGGUAAUUGCGUACAUGUUUUUCGGUGUCCACAUAAAGAGGUUUAUUCUGAGGGUAUUGAAAAGAGCAUUUUCCUUUUGCAUUCAGGUAUAGUUGGGUUUUAUCAUUGUAUGGAACAGUAGAAAAUCUAGGCUCCCAAACAUUGCUCAGAUAUGUAGCCUUAUAAGAAAUCUGCAUGCUCAUUCCAUUUCUGAUAUCUAUUUCAGGCAUGUCAGAUCCGAAACUACUCAAUAAGUUACAGGAUUUAGAUUAGCAAACUCAACUCUGUGUCACUCUAAUACAGUAGAAUUGUAUUACGCCCAUUAAUGGAUAUCAGUAGAACCCCAAAGUAGCAUCCAGCAAUGUUUCAAACCUAGAUAUCUAAGCUCGAAUCAAACGUAGAUAUCUAAAGUGAAGCGGAACCACUGAAGACUACUACUUAAUCACUAUGGAUCUGACCUUUGUGACAUAUGUAACAUAAUUUAGUGUCCUAUCGUAAUACAAACCUGCUUCGUUCAGUGAAAUCAAUGAUAUAUUUACCAUGUAUGGCACUAAUCUCUUAAGUAGGCUUACUCUCCUUUGGCGCAAUUGGACAAUGCUACUUUAGCUGAAAGUUCUAAUUUUGUGUCCCUUUGCACUUAAGUUAUAAAUUCAGAAUAUGUUGAAAGUACUGUUUGGAGUAGUAAAGUUAUUAAUGUGUGUGGAAAAAUGGGUACAGAGUGUGCUGAAAAGGCCGUUCUUCAAUUCUUUCAAGUUUAACUUUUAAAUGGGGGAGGAAUUUGUUGCUCAUCUUUUUUUUAAAAAAAGCAUGGACUGGAUUCAUUUACAUAUAAAAUAAUGAUUGUGCAUUAAUGAACUCACCUUUUACAUAAUUCUUUGCAUAAGGUCUUUAUUAUUCCUAGUUAGGAUGUGCUCCACUGGUUAUGUGUAAGGUAAAAUCUGCACCAUUAAAAUUGAACAUGAAGAUUGAA